ACUCGUCAUUGCUACAAACUGGUAGUAGAUAUUAUUAAUAUUUGUGUUCUUUAAUAAAAAGAAAAUCCGUGAUUAAUUAAAAAUCUUGAGUAUAGGGAAACACGUAACAUUAGUGUAUUUCUAUAUAGCAUUCUUGAUGUUCACGUCUUGUUAGUAAUUUCCAAAUAACUAAAAAAAAUAAUCAGCUGAAAUGGAUGAUAAUAAAUCAACAAGCGAAAAUUCAGAAAUUCCCAAAUCACCUACAACUCCAACCCCGAAAGGAGAUAAAGGCAAUAAAUGAUAUAUUUAAAAUUUACAAUAUAAAAUUCUUACGAUUAAAAUUUAUUCAACAGUGGAUAUAUUAUUGAAGAACGUCGGAUCUGCUCCAAUUUUGACAAAGAAAAAAUGGGCAGUUGCUCGAAGUAAAACAGUUUCCGAGAUUGUAGAAUUUGUCCGAAAGCUUUUAAAACUCGAACAAAGCCAAACUCUCUUCCUUUAUGUUCAGCAAUCAUUUGCACCAGCUCCUGAUGUUGAGAUUGGCACUUUAUAUGACUGCUUCGGAUCUAACUCUCGUUUAGUAUUUCAAUAUUGUCUAACAACUGCUUGGGGCUAAUAAGCCUAAAAUUUUUUAAUAUCGAAUGACAUUUUUAACAUUGUAUUAAAAUAUAUAUAAGCUAUUUUAUUAAUAGAUAAUUGGUUAAAAACACAAAAUAUCCCAUUUCAAUCUCAGUUGCAUUAAAAUUUAAAAGCAUUCAAGAUACGACCUAAUAUCAUCAAUUUUAUUUUGAUAAGAUACACAAAUCUAAACUAUUAAAGAUAAGGUAAUGGGCGUUAACUAAUAACUAAUUAAGCAUAAAAUCAAUCAACGAUGGAACAAAAUGAUCGGCAGGAAAUUAUAGGAAAUGAUGUUCUGUCAAAUGAGCAGACAAAUGAACAAGUAAAUGAUGAAAAGAGUGAAAAGAAGAUCCAGGAUAAGGGACUAUCAUUGCCAUUGACAGCUUUCUUCAUUAUAGGAGAUAUUGCAGGUAGUGGAAUGCUGGCCCUACCAAAAGCAUUCGACAAUGCGGGUUUCAUAGGUCCAGUGUUACUGUUAUUGGGAGCUUUGUCAUCAGGAUACAAUGGAAUUAGGCUCGGUCAGUGUUGGAUGAUAAUCAAAAGACGAUAUCCAAAUUUAGGAGAGCAUAUUCGAAAUCCUUAUGCUACAAUUGGAGAGAAAGCAUUUGGUUCAAAAAUGGCAUUGAUAGGAAUAAUUGCAGCAAUGGCUACUAUUAUUGCAACGUUUACAAUCAGUUCUGAUAUAAUUGUUUACAAAGUAAAGCAUAAACCUAAAUUGGAAUUCUCUAAUACAAAAGUUGUAAAUCUAUUUCUUGCAUUUGGAACAAUAAUGUUUGCUUUUGGAGGAACGGCAACAUUUCCAACAAUACAACACGAUAUGAAUAAACCAGAAAAGUUUCAUAUAUCAGCGACAUUCUCUUAUAUUGGUAUUUUAUCAAUGUAUCAAUUAGUAGCAUUACUAGGUUAUUAUACUUUUGGUAAUCAGUUAGUUGAUAACAUUCUAAAGAGUUUAUCUAUUGGAUGGUUAAGAUACACUUCAGAAAUAUUAAUAACAAUUCAUUUAAUAUUCGCAUUUGUUAUUAAUUCAAACCCAGUGUUCCAAACUGUUGAGCAUAUCCUAAAGAUUCCAACAAAUUUUAAUUGGAAGAGAUGCAUAAUUAGAACAGUUGUUAUACUAUUCAUCAUUUUCGUGGCAGAAACAAUACCAAAAUUUGGAGCCUUGCUAUCUCUAGUUGGAGGUACAUCAACAGCAUUCUUAACGUUUGUUGCUCCAAGCAUGUUCUAUUUAAAAUUAUGUUCUUCAAAAGGAGAUUGGCAAGAAAUCAAAGUACCACUUCAUCACAAAGUCAUAUGCUGUCAACUAAUGAUAAUUGGAACAUUAGGAGGAAUUGCCACAACAUAUUCCGCUAUAUCAACAAUUAGCAGUUCAAAAACAUUUUUCCUACCAUGUUAUGUUAACAUAACAGCCGCUGAUCUUGCAGUUAAUCCCUAA
Molecule: messenger RNA, 2026 nt
Organism: Dimorphilus gyrociliatus
Lineage: Eukaryota; Metazoa; Annelida; Polychaeta; Dinophilidae
Source: the annotation of a GenBank genome assembly